AUAAUGAAGAAACAAUAACUUGAUAAAGUUUGCGUGAUAUAAAUAAAUUUUAAGAUCCAUGAUUAAAGAUAUAGAAACUAAUAGCAUACUUUUUUCUUCAAAAGUCUAGAACAGACCGCAAAAAUAUUUCAAAUAAAAUGAUGUUUUUUACUUUUGUACUUUUUAUGGUGAUCCAAAUUUUUAAUAUCAAGGACAUAAUCGCAGAUGACCAGUUUUAUACAGUGAACAUUACAAGAGAUUUUUUUAAACCUUACACCAAUAAUUUGAUAAAAUCAACCGACGUUUUAACGAAAGAUACAUACAUAUCUUUCAUUGAAUCAAUGGACAGCGAUAACGCCUUGACAAUCCUAAAAGCUAACAUCAGUAUCAAAGACAUCCAAAUCUGGGACUCGAAAACCAAAAAUGCGAUGAAUAAUCUUUGUAAUAGUUCUUAUCCAGCUGGAUCUAUUGAAGAAAACGUUUCCAAAAUUGUGUCCGCUACCGUUUUGGGUCACCUUGAAUGUCCGGUAUCGAAGGGCACGUAUCAAACUGUUCUCUAUAAAUUAGAUCAACAGACUCUUCAUUUCAACAAGCCGAUUCCUUGCGGCGACUAUGUAAUGGACGUGACUCUUGACACUGCAGACUUCAAGAGGGUUUUUGACUUUACUUUCAGUUGGACGAUACCCCUUGCUAUGAAUUGUGAAAAAGACCCCUCGAUCAUUAAAUAAUAAAUUUUAUCAAUUGUUCUUUCAGUAGCGCAAAAAGAAGAAAUAUAUUCUUCACUAAAUAAAUAAAAAGUAAAUUUCCAUUGUGGUAAAACAAUAAAGUAUCAUCUUCAUAAAAAAUCUUUCGAAGAAUUGACGUGAUGAUAUAAUAAAAUUUUAUUUGAAUCACGUGCGAAAGAUAAAAAAAUUCAAUAUGAAAAUUCUGACGCCUACAACAUUUGAAUGUUAAAUUUAUCCCCCAACUUUUCAGUCCAAAUUAUGCAGAUUGUUGUCGCGGAUUUUUUAAAGAUCAAAGUAAUAAUAAAAUUAAUUACUUGAGUGUAGAUGAAAACAAUAAUAUUAUCGGUUAUUAUCAUUGUU
Messenger RNA from Cotesia glomerata, 1064 nucleotides. RefSeq lists its product as uncharacterized. The record is from RefSeq and is a predicted model, not a curated record. The transcript has 4 exons. Lineage: Eukaryota; Metazoa; Arthropoda; Insecta; Hymenoptera; Braconidae. Bases 138 to 707 code for a protein of 189 amino acids.